CUAGUGCAUUCUUAGAAUUGCUGAUUAAUUUUGUGGUGUGUUCCUUUAAAUUGAAUCCGGUUACAUAACUAUGGAGAGGUGGUAUGUUAACUGCUCGCAGAGGCUUCUGUGUAAAGACCUAUGAAUUAAAAGCGGUAACGAGGCACAAAAACACCCCUUACAUAACAGGAAAGGUGUAGAUUUGAGUGUGCGCCUCCCUGCGCAGUCGGGUCAGAGCUGGCACACAUCCACACAACUUUCUGCCGAGUCAUCGAGACAGAUACGCACCUCCGCCCCGGGACUGUGCGCUCAUCUACCCGCUCCAGGUCCGCUCAUCUCCUUCGUCAGUCCGGAGACAGGACCGAGAUGUCAGGCGCGGUGAAAGAUGAACCGAGAGCACCUGGUGAAUGUCAGAGGACAGAAAUGAUCCACGUUGCCGUCAAAAGUCUUUCUGAGAGCAAAGACUUCACCGUUAGAGGAGACUGCACCGUCAGACAGCUGAAAUGGGGUCUAUCAGAUCGCCUGGGAUCCUCAGCAGAGCAGCUGGUGCUGAUCCAUUCCGGCCGGGUCCUCAAAGAAUCAGAGAUCCUGAGUCACCUUAAAGGGCAAAAUGAGUCAGUCAGCCUCUGCAUGAUCCGAAGGCCUCACCGUCCAUCUGCUGCACCCACCGGUGAUCCCGCCUCAGAGACGGUCCAAUCAGAGCUUACAGAUGUUCUCAACCCCGACCAUGAUAAUCAUACACCAUCUCCCACUUCUCCCCUCUGCCUGGUGGAAGGUCUGGACAGUCUUGGCCUAACAAACAACGGGCCUGGCUUCUUCCCUGCACUCCAGCGCCAGAUGGAGAAGCAGCUGUUGGCUGACUCGGAGAUGAUGCGCCGUGUCCUGGGUAGCCCCCUCGUCCAGAGCACCCUCUCCACCUCCACCCCCCAAAUAACCAGACAGCUCAUUCUGUCAAAUCCCCAAAUCCAGGAGCUCCUAGAGACAAACCCAGAGGUGGGAGACAUGCUUAACAACACAGACAUCAUCACACAGGUGCUGGAGCUCAUCAGGAACCCUGACAUGAUAGAGGAAAUGUUACGUAAUGAAGACAGAGCAUUAGACAAUUUGCAAACAGAGCAGGACAACUCUGAAACCAUCACUGGUGACUCUGAUAGCCUUCAGAAUACUGAAGCAAAAAUACAAGGACAUGGUCUCAAACUAUCACAGAGCCAGACAGGAGCACCCCCAGUGGAGACUGCCUCAUCUGGGAAUAAACAGACACCCAAAAGAGGGAGAGACCAGACACCGCCCUUCUCCGAUCAGUCCACAGAUCCUCUCAGAGACCUAACUGCUACGCCCACAGCUGAUCCAAACCCCCAGAGCACUAUUACUGCAGGCAUGCAGUCACUGCUGGAGGAGAUCACGGCCAGUCCAGGUCUGAUGGAAGGCCUGCUGUCUGGGCCGUACGUCAGCAGUCUUCUGAACUGUCUUAGCCAGAACCCUGAACUGGCUGCGCAGAUGUUGCUGAGCCACCCUUUGUUCUCAGGAAAUCCUCAGUUGCAGCAGCAAAUGAGACAGCAGCUCCCUCUCUUCCUGCAACAGAUGCAGAGUCCGGAGCUACUGUCAGCCAUGUUGAACCCCAAAGCCAUGGAGGCUCUACUACAGAUCCAGCAGGGCCUUCAGACUCUGGCUGUAGAGGCACCCGCACUCAUACCUGCGGCUGGCCUCGGAAACCCUGGAGCAAGUGUUAACGUCGCCCCCGAGCUCGCAUCUGACUCGGUCCUGAAUAGCCAACCAGGAAACAGUCCUCAGGUUACCACGGUGACAGAGCAGCAGCAGCAGUUUGUACAGCAGAUGCUACAGGCACUGGCUAACACCAAUAAUGAGGUCCAUCAUGAGGAGACUCAGUUCCAGGAGGAGCUGGAGCACUUGAGCUCAAUGGGCUUCAGAGACAGAGAGGCAAACCUUCAGGCCCUCAUCAGAACAGGCGGAGACCUCAACACUGCGAUACAACAUCUCCUCAGUCUCUGACAAACACAGAUGUUUGUCUGUGCACAUAUAGGUAUGUAGCUAAGAGAAUGCACAUUUACUGACAUUGUCACAUAAGCAUCUACACUCAAUCAUAAUAAUAAUCAUUAUCGGUCACUGUCAACAAUUAUAAAGUGCUUUACAAAAAUGAAACAAGAGACAUGCAAGCCAUAUUUCUAUUGUUGUACUUUCAAAGACUUACUUGUCUUCAUCACUUAACUUUCCACACUAAGUAUAUUCAGUCCUGGCGUAAAAGUCACCUUUAGUAUAUGCUCUGCACUUGUUUUUCCCUCUAAAUUGGGCAUCAAAUGAUAGAGGAUGAACAUAUUGUGAACUUGUUAUUUUGAGCUUUAUAUAUACUCAUAAAAGCUGACUUUAUUUGCUUUUUUAUGAAAUGAGAACUGAGAAAACGUACACAGAUAGCUUCCUUUUUGUCCUUCCAUAGUGAGUUUUGGCUUUAAGAUGAGGUUAGGAACAAAAGAAUACAAUCACUUUCACUCCAUCAGUGACAUGCACUGGUGCAGGUCAGCACAGGUACUUAAAUCCACCUCACAUACGUGUAGCAGCAUAAAUAUUCAAAGGUCGGUCAUGUAAUAUUAAUCUCUGUGCAGACACACUAUGAAGCUUGGGGCCUCUUUUCAUCUCACCACCUGGACAGAGUCUAAUGAAAGCCAGACAUAGUCACAUGUCCUGGAAACUCACAGAGGAUUCACACUCUCGGUCUCAGUCAACAGAUUGAACCAAGAGCAUCAUCUGUUGUGUGCUGUUUUCCCACUCUCCCUCGCUGCUUUUGUGUCUUGUCUACCACAGGCUACACAGAAAGCAGACACAUCAGAUAAUUAUAAAGUCUGUCUCCAAAGGUAAUCUCAGCUGCAAAAAAAGAUGUAUUCAAAAAUGGAGAGGUUAAAAAAGGCAAAAAGUGCUUGAAUGUUACAGUUUAUCUCGAGGCUAUGCAGGCACAGAAAGUCUGAUUUGCAGGGCUAAUCUUCCUGACACACUCUCAUGGAAGAAAAAUUCUAUCAGGCAUGAAAAAAUGUAAUUGAGUCCAGUACUGAAAAAGAAAGAAUGAUAACAUAAUCUAUGAUGAUGAUGGUAAUGAUGAUUUGCUUUGCAUAGGUGAGCCAGUUUUUAGAAACCCUGUGUGCCUAACUAUCUUUCACUGCAUUGACCAAUAAUGCCUGGGUAUUUGAUGUUUUUGCCUUCACUUUUCCUCAUCUCAGCCGAAUUACACCACGCUACAGGAGUAAUGUGAAAUACGUAGUGGCUACAUUUUGUAUUGGUUUCAGUUAACAACAACUGAACAACAUAAUAUCUUAUCCAGCUGAUUUGUGGAUCUGCUGUAAUCAGAAGUGUUGAAUGCUACUCUGUUAUUUACACUUUCUUUCUCUGCUUUUUUGAGUGUGUCAGCACAAUUGUGUUGUCUCUCAAUUAUGUAAAAAUACGCUGUUUGUUGUAACACAGUUGUUCAUCAUUUGGAAUAACAGCGCAGUUAAUUGACCUGUUGCAAAUGGUUAUCAGUUGAUCUGUUGAUUGUCUUUCUUGUAUUAUUAAUAUAUUAAUCACUUAUAAAAUGUUAGAAAAUGGGACAAAAUAUAUGUCACAACUUCCCACUGCUUGUUUUGUCCAAAAUCCAGAGAACGUUCAAUUUACACUUAUAGUAAACAGAGAAAAGGAGCAAAUUCUCACAUCUCAGAAGCUGUAAACACAGUGUUGUGACCAGAAAUUGUGUAGAGAUCAAUAGCAUCACCUGACAGUCUUAAUAAAGACAUAUGUCAAAUACAAACUGGCCUGCCAUCUUCUUUGACUGAUAAAAAAAAAACUCAGUCAUUUUUAAUACAAUUAAAAACUGCUGCUGUAUUAUACAUACAACAAUAUUCGCCAUCUCCUUCAGUAAAAAAAAUCUCUGCUCAUCAAUGUUACUUAUUUAAGAUUCAGACUUUUUCAAUUAUUCUUUUAUUUUGCUGUUCUCUCUGCUCUUAAUAUCUAAGCUUGAACUUUUCCACUAUAAACACUAGGGGGCAGUUACACUCAACUUUUUCCACUAUUAUUUUGGUUUGUAUAGCUGGAAUUAUGCAGGCACAAAGCAUUAUAUUUUUUAGUCUGAAACAAAUCUCAUGUAUGGCUGUUUACAUUUUUCUAGGUCAAUUCAUUAUUAUUCUCAAGUAUGAGGCUGAAAACUAUAUCUGCAUGUUCACCUCUGCAAGAUCUGACAAACCAACUGGCAAAAUUGUAGCGUAAUUCAUAUAUUUAAACUAACACCAAAAAAGCACAAAGUAAUAUUUAGAGGCAAUUUUCAGCUACUAAUGUGAAUAAUAAGAUACUGCACGUGUAGUUGUGUGAGGGUUUCUGUCUGUUUUGUGUCCUCACUCUCAGAGACCUAGUGGAUUAACUGACAUACAAGGCACGUACUACGACAUCAGAUAUGUGUGUAUGUGAUCCACUUGACAACCUGUGUGCGUUUCUCUGUUGCUGCCAGACUGAGUGGGCUUUAAUCUCCAGUUGUGUGUGUGUGUGUGUGUGUGCUGGUUCGCCUGGAUGUGUGAGAUAUGAGAGUAGCCAAGGGGGUUUUUCUGGAUUAGAAGCUCCUAAAAUAUUCGGGUUGAGGUUUGAAGAUGAGUCACACCACAAAAACAGCUCUACAGUGCUGAGUGGAGGUGUGUGUGUGUAUGUGUGUGUGUGUGUCUGAGACAGAGUGUGGGGACAUUGUGCUCAUGGUCACCUGCAUGUGUUUACUGAACAUGUUUAGACAUCAGGAAAGAGGAAUCACACAGCCUUGAGCUGAUCUGACCUUUUAAUAUUGUAAGACCCUAUUGUCAGAAGAGCUAAAGCUGCCUCAUAGCGAUGUGUAGCAGUAAGGUGUUCAAUCUAAUCCCUUAAAUCAUUUUAUCGUAUUCAGUGUGAAGAUUGCAGUGUAAGAUUGCAGGUGCAUUUAACAUUUGAUGUCGGAGCAUGAAAGGUGGUUUGACAGAUUGAAUGAUUUCAUAAAACAGUUGCUUGCUACUAAACUAAUCCAUUUGCUGAUGCAAAGUUGCUGAGAGUAAAACAUAAAAGAUAACACAAAGUCAUCUAAAGAUCAGUGUUAAGUGAAGUAGAGGUGGUAAAAUCAAUACAGAUGCUGGCAGACACGUGUUUCCACAGGCUUAGGAUUCAGCUAUCCACCAGUUAAUAGUGCCCUCUAAAGCAAACUGACACAAAGUUAUAUAAAAGUUAACUUCAUAGAGAUUAAGAAAAAACCCUUAUUUUCUGUAUCACUUUAGGUGAUAAGUCCCUCUGUUACUCUACAUAAAAAAUUU
Messenger RNA from Lates calcarifer (barramundi perch), 5279 nucleotides. RefSeq names its product ubiquilin-1. Gene Ontology annotation, molecular function: polyubiquitin modification-dependent protein binding. The transcript has 11 exons. The record is from RefSeq and is a predicted model, not a curated record. NCBI's taxonomy places the organism in Eukaryota, Metazoa, Chordata, Actinopteri, Centropomidae. Gene Ontology annotation, cellular component: cytosol. Bases 346 to 1989 code for a protein of 547 amino acids. Gene Ontology annotation, biological process: ubiquitin-dependent protein catabolic process.